AUGACAUCCGUGGAACUAAGACUAAGUGCAGAAGAUCCAGACUUGUUAUUUCAAUUCAGCUCACCAAUAGAUGCAAGCGCUGGAAAUAAUUCAAACCGCAAUCCAUCGGGAACGCAAAAUUGGGAUCAACAUCUGGAUUUGAUGUCGGAACCAAAUGGACUCGAUCGUCACGUGCGUCUCCGGGCCACGCCCAGACUGGCGGCGAGUACCGCGAGUACGGCAAGCACACUGUUGGAAGACGAUGACGAUGAAGACGACGAGACACAGACGCUUUUUGGAUCGGUAGCGCCCAGCAAUUUGACGAGUGGCAACCACAACAGCAAUGGUGCGGUGAAUGCUGCUCCUGCUUCGGUCGUCCAAGGAUCGUCGUCUUCCCAGCAUACGCGUGCGGCAGCGCCAGCAGCUUCCCGCUACAACUCCAGUUUUUCUCACAGCCGUACGUUUGGUACUCCAAGGAACCCCUCCAGUGUCCAUGUGCUUUCCAAUUUCAACAACAUAUUGUCGCGGUCUUUGUCGGCGCACCAGCUCCAGGAUAUCGAGCGCAUGGUGGACGAGUUCUGGCUUCGCGACUCAAAACUCACUGAAGACAUGUUUGACGAUUCAUCCGAUGAAGAGUAA
Messenger RNA from Lachancea lanzarotensis, 618 nucleotides. Its product is annotated as LALA0S04e02278g1_1. Bases 1 to 618 code for a protein of 205 amino acids. The transcript has a single exon. Lineage: Eukaryota; Fungi; Ascomycota; Saccharomycetes; Saccharomycetales; Saccharomycetaceae. The record is from RefSeq and is a predicted model, not a curated record.